CUUUACAUUCGAUAGGAAAAUUCGUGAGGCUCUCAUCUGUCUCACAUAAACCAAAUAGCUCCCCAGCCCCCAGGUUCUCAUCUCUCCGCCUCAUACAAACAAAUCAAUUUCCUUGCAAUAGGGAGAAGCACUCUGCAUCUUCACCAAUUCCAUCUGUGGCGGUGGUGCCACCCAAGCCCCCAACCGACGCCCCUGAAUUCAGUCCUGGUGCCGCUUCUCGCGGGCCAUCUUCGUCAUUCAGUGACAUGCUCACCAGCUCCAUCUACGACGGAGAGUACGCCACCCCACCCUCCAAGCGAUGCCAGAGAUGGAGAGACAAUGAGGUAUUGUUCGUAUUUUUAUUAAGAUGGCAUCUCAGAAGAAGAAAAUAAAAGAUUGAAUGCAUGAGAUGACAGCAACGUAUAUAUAUAGCGGUGGCGGUGAUGAAAAUCGAGGCACAUGUGUGCGUGAAUCCAGAAGAGAUCUAGGAUGAAGGGGACGAACAAAGAAACCAUUGUUGCUAUGGUUGACGCUGAGAUGCAGAACAAGGAGGGCCACAAAACCAAUGAUGAGCAAACUUAUAAACCUUGAUCUAUGUUUGAGGGGUAAUAUUUUGACAAUUGACAUACGGAGUAAUUUCUAGUCAGUUUUUUUGUUCAAACGAAAUUUUGUCCUAUUUUUGUCAAAUCAAAAGCUUAAAGUCUCAUUUUGUCAUUAUUCCCCAUCCAAAAAAUAAAUCAACUUUGCUGUAAGUACCCCAUUUUGUACCCCAUUUUAUACCUCACCCUAUUUUUGUGACUCACAAAAGCCCAACACAUUAAAUGAAUUGCUCCAUUUUAAUGAAGUGCAUUUGUGAGCCACAAACAUAGGGGGUGGGUACAAAAUGGGGUACAAAAUGGGGGUAGCAAUAGCAUUUUUGAAAAUAAAUAGUGUUAAAUACUGCGCAACAUAUUACGUUUAUCUUAUUUUUUAAAAUGGACAUAUCAACUAUAUAGACAAAGUUGAUGUGAACACACAAACUUUUAAAAAUAAUUUUUAUGCUUCAAUGGUACAAUUCUUCAACACCACAUCAUACAAUAAAAAAGCAAACAACUCCGUAUAUAGUGCACUUUACUCCUCUUCUAAAAACACCCCACACUAUAAUCUAAAAAAGAGAUGCUACCAGAGACAAAAACAACCGAAGACAAGGCAAACAAAUGCUACCAGAUUCAACGAGCAACGGCGGCAUAUCCAAUUGUACAACUCGACGCUCAGAUAGCUAGAUGGCUAUCAACAUUUACUUUUGUUUGGUUCUGUCAUUGUAAAUGUCACUGACAGUAAUUUGAAAAAAUGGGACAAAUUUAAGAGUUACACUCCCUUAUGAGUUACAACGGAGAGUCUACAGUGGUAGUCAACAGCCUCACUGGGAGACUAGAGUAACUGAGACGGCAGGUCUGCAACAGUUACCAGACGAGGACGGCCUCACGUGCGACGAAGGGUAUUCAUAGCGACGAGACUGUUGGAAAAAUGUGUUAAAAUUGCAUUAAAUGGUAAUUUUGGG
Messenger RNA from Cuscuta epithymum, 1519 nucleotides. Lineage: Eukaryota; Viridiplantae; Streptophyta; Magnoliopsida; Solanales; Convolvulaceae. The record is from the annotation of a GenBank genome assembly.